This is a messenger RNA of Dreissena polymorpha, 2076 nucleotides long. RefSeq lists its product as uncharacterized. NCBI's taxonomy places the organism in Eukaryota, Metazoa, Mollusca, Bivalvia, Myida, Dreissenidae. The record is from RefSeq and is a predicted model, not a curated record. The coding region runs from base 414 to 752 and encodes 112 amino acids. The transcript is spliced from 3 exons.
CGCUGGUAGUUUAAUCUUUGCUUAUGACACUUGAGAAGUUUAUGUCGCUCUUGCGUUAUCAACAACAUUGAUCUGAAAUCGAAAAUCAAUUAUAGGUUAACAUGGUUAAAAUGACAGCGUGAUCUUCUAUAUGGAAGUAUGGUAGAUCUCGUUUAGCGGGGAAACUGUGUUUAUAACGUUGUUAACAAAGCUGUCGACUAGAGUUCUUUAGUUGACUCUGUAUGCGUAUUACCUCGUAUAGAUAUAUGGACGUAUUGUUAUCAAUAUUAUCAAUAUUACGCUAGUGCCACAAACGACGAGGGAUUAUAGUUGUAUUUAAGGUGUUCGCGAUUUAUUUACUCUGCAACGUAUAGAGAUUUUCAUUCUUAUAAGAUCAUGGUCAAUUAAUGAACAAUUAAUCAGGGAUAGCGAAAAUGUGUCGUUGGGCCUGUGCAUCAACUAACACUACGUACAUGUGUAAGUGGUGUGGCACGCGCUACUGUCGAGAGUGUCUGAGAGGCGACUUCCGGGGACUUAUGGUAGAGCCCUCGCAGUGCCGCAUUUGUAACCAGAAACGUUGUCAAGGUAACCGUGUGGAGUACGUUGCCCGUCCCAAGGAGGAGGUCGACCCAAAGGCGGCCCGCUCCAAGAGCGCCGGCGGGCUCCGGUCGGGCAAAGGUUCUGCAAAGGCCGCGCGCUCGACGAAAAGCGCUAAGACGACCCGCUCGGGCAAGAAAUCGGGCAAAAAAUCGGGCAAGAAGAAAAAGAAGUGACAAUAUGAUGAUUUAUUUUGUGUACUAGUAUGCCGCAUUACUGUGUUCUUUAUCUGUGAUAUGUGAAUUGAUGCACUAAUACCUCUAGGUGUUUGUUUGACUUGUCACUUUCCCCCGGUGGUGGGGGCAUGCAUACGUACAUAUGUAAGACCUGGAUGUUGUCGAUAUUAAGAAACACUUGAGAUGUUUUUAUAUUGAAUCAGAGAGCUAUUUAUUACGAAAAUCUUGUCUUUAUGUUGCGAUAUCAUCUUUGAUGUUGUUAAUGGUGGUUAAUUUCAGAUUGGAUCAGAAAGCAUCAGGCUUUUGAGUAAAGACAUUCAUAUUUAUCAUAAUUUUAAGAAGCGGUUUUAUCUUGCAGACGUGCAUGUGAUAGGUAACAGUAAUGCUGAUUUGGAAAUGGAUAUUAAUUUACAAGAUAAAAAAAUCAUUUUCAAAUGAAAUAUUGUGUUUCUAUUGAUUUCAAAUUAAAUUUCGCGAGCAUUAUUGAUAUUACUUUUUCCCCCAGUGGCAAGUUCCUGAAUAUGCAAAUCUAAUGAAGAACCCGAAUGUGUAGCCGUCUCUUUCGAGUUUUAACAUUUAUAUAUUUUUGUUUGAAAUGACAGACUAAGAAACUGUAAAGAAAUAUACAUUUUCGGCAUACCUACUGAGUUCAAUUUACAUUUGCACGUAUGUACUAAAUAGUUGUCAUACUUGAAUAGAGUAACAACUUCAAAAAUAGAAACUAGUCUUUUUUUAUGUUGUAAAAAUGAGCCUUGUUCUGGGAAAAUGGGGCUUAAUACAUAUGCGUAAAGUGUCUUCAAGAUUAGCCUGUGCAGUCCGUACAGGCUAAUACGGGACUAAACUGGAUUUUAGCUUAAAAGAGACUUCCCUUAAACGAAAAAUACCACUAAAGCGGUGAGUGUAUUCCCUGAUUAACCGAUGCGGACUACACGGAACAAUCUGUGACGACACUUCGCGCAUGAAUUAACCCUUUCAGUGCGGGAACCGAAUUUUAAAGGCCUUUGCAAACAGUUUGGAUCCAGAUGAGACGCCACAGAACGUGGCGUCUCAUCUGGAUCCAAACUGUUUGCUAUUCUGAUAGUAUUCUUUGGAAAAAAAAUCGAAGAAAAUGCUAAUUUUAGAAAUUCAGCAGACGACAUUUUAGCAGACGACAAAUUUUCCAGCAUGCAAAGGGUUAAACACCGCUUUCCCAGAGCGGAUCUCACAUGAAUAUGCAUGCGGGGAUACUGUUGAUAUGCCUCUUUAACUUUGUUCACACCAAUAGCUGGUGUUAUACAUGUACUCCAUAAUAUUCGUAUGUGUGCAAUGAAAGAGAACAAUGAAA